AGUUGUCGGUAUCAAUUGAGUGAACAUGAUGUAGUUGCCCGCUAAACUGACUCAUGGCAAGAUUGAGGAGCAGAUCGAAGCAAAUUUUGCUUUGACACCCUCGGGCGACCAAUUAAGCGAAAGCCAACUUUAACGUGCCCAUGUGUUUCGAGCUGGUAGGCAUCGUGCUACCACGGACUGGAAGUCGACUCCUGGACAUGGAUAGUAUCAGGAUAUGGAUACACCUUUCGCUAAAGCGUUUGCCGAUCUUUGCCAGCUCAUUCGUUCACCAGCACUGCAGGAGUCGUUACUGAUUGUUUUUGGUCAUGACACCGAGACGCGUCAAUAUGAACUCGAGCGCAAGAUUCGUGAAGAUGAGGCGUCAGAGUCCAUCGAUGACCAACUGCGUGUAUUCUUCGAUACUGUGCUGGCUUCGUUAAUACAGGAGCGCGAGACGACUUUUGUUAAUACCAUCCACGAGUGCGUUCAACAGGAAAUGCAGACUCAACAAGUAGUCAUUCAAAACCAGCAGCAACGCAUAACUCAACUCGCACAUCAAAUAAUGGAAUGGGAGAAGCAGGUGGCCCAUUUGAAAGGUAAAGUCAAUCGGCGAGUAGCCGAAAACAACGCUCUACGCAAGGAGCAGUACAGACAAUUGCUUAUGUUACGAGAUAUCAUGAGCAAACAAGGGACAGAACCGGGUGCGUUAUCAGCUCUGAACGAGGCUAUUGGUACAGUUUUAGUCGGUAAGCAGACACCAGCAUCGGACACCGCGCAGACUAACGAACUGGAUCAAUCCAGAAAUUCUGGACGUGGUUGGUUAGCCAAUGCAAACACGCAGGUCUUACAUCGCGAGAAGGAGAAAUGGGAACAACGUGCCCGAGAGGCUGCGCUCGAGUGUCAACAACUGCGAGAUAGAGUUGCUUCUUUGACCCAAGAGAACACUAGAUAUCGAGCUAAUGAAUCCACGCCCUGGUUCUUAAAACCCGAGAAUGCCAUUGCAGAGCGAAGGCGAAUCGCAGACGCGGUGCGUUCGUAUCAAGGCAAUUGGGAAGAGAUUGGUGAUUCACUCGUUGAACUUCUGAACAACGAUAUUCUAUGGGCGGCAGUGGAGAAAAGUGCUCGUCGCGGCAAUCGACGUAGUGCAAGAGGCCUUGAGGCGAUGCUAACGAAUCUUGAUAGCAAUACACAGACUGCUUCUAUUGAACAAGAGAAUAAUCUGGAGAAAGUUGAAGGCCCAGUUGUUCAUCAUUCGGGAAAACACAGUCACUGCAGAACAGUAGGUUUUGGAGCUGAAGACUCAAUUGGAGAUGGCAACCAACACGCUAGCGUUGGAGGAGAAGCUUUUGUUAGUUUACUUCCGUUAGCUGUCGAGUACUGUAUGUACACGGCAGAGCUACAGUAG
Molecule: messenger RNA, 1384 nt
Organism: Phytophthora nicotianae INRA-310
Lineage: Eukaryota; Oomycota; Peronosporomycetes; Peronosporales; Peronosporaceae
Exons: 2
Coding region: 215-1384 (389 amino acids)
Source: RefSeq, a predicted model, not a curated record